Messenger RNA from Heterobasidion irregulare TC 32-1, 1225 nucleotides. RefSeq lists its product as uncharacterized. Lineage: Eukaryota; Fungi; Basidiomycota; Agaricomycetes; Russulales; Bondarzewiaceae. The annotation marks the transcript as partial. The transcript has 2 exons. The record is from RefSeq and is a predicted model, not a curated record. Gene Ontology annotation, molecular function: protein binding.
AUGAGCUAUCAACGAGGUCGAGGUGUGGACAGAGGUAGGGGUAGGGGUGCGCCACCUGAUGGCGGUCGAGGCCGCGGAGGCAGCAGCGCACGGGGGAGUCCAGCAACGCCAACGAGCAGAGGAAGCUCAGGUAGCCCGUACAGAGGGGAUGGUCCCAGGGGUGGCCCCCGAGGCUUCACGCCCCGCGGUCGAGGCGGUGGGGACGGAUCCAGAGGAGGCAGUCCUCGCGGGUUUUCACCGCGCGGUCGAGGCGGUCCUUCGUAUGACCAUCUUCCUCUCAUCUUCGACCCGCAGCCUGGCACUCGCCCAACGCCAGAUGUUCGAAUCACAGCCGCCGACAGUCUACUGCAGCGAACCGGCCCUCGGCAAGUUGGCUUUGAGCAUCCAGCUCGGCCGGGCUAUGGGACUCUGGGACGCGCUAUUGUCCUUCGUGCGAACUUUUUCCCCGUGAAGAUAUCGAAAACGAGUUGGUUCGAGUACAGCAUCAAGAUUUCUCCGGAUCCUAAGAGUCAGAAGGCGAGGGUCAAAAGAAGGAUAUUGGACCUCUUCGAACAGAGCGCAGAGGGAGCACCCUAUCGGGAUUCCAUGGUCCAUGACGGAAGUCAGAGGCUCGUCUCCGCCCGGAAGCUGCCCCAGCCUCUCCAAGGCAGCGUUCGCUUCUUUGAGCGGGACGAAACAGGUCCCCGCACCAACGCGGACCAAUAUACAGUCGAAGUAGUCUUCGGAAAAGAGCUCCUCAUAGCACCUCUGAAGCAGCAAACAGAAGGAAAUAAGCAGUCUGACGAAAGGAUAGAUCCUCUCGUCUCCGCCCUGAAUCUCAUCCUACAGCGCCAAGCUUCGCAGACAGGUUUUAGAUUCGGCAAAAACAGGUAUUUCUGGGAUGACGCGGCGCGCGGACAGCUUGGACCUCGACUGUGGGCGUAUAUGGGCUUUUUCUCGUCCGUCCGUUUGGUCCAUAAGGAGAUUAUGGUGAAUGUGAACGUUUGCAUGACGGCAUUCCAUGAACCUGGCAAUCUAGCAGAAGCUUGGAUGAGUUUCAACCAGGGAUCCAUGGGCGCCAGCGCGCAGGAAUUCCUCACGAAGAACAAGAUAUCCACUCGCCACCUCGGCUUCAAACGGGUACAAACCGUCAAGCGCAUUGCUGGCAACACCACUGCGCGGAAGCAAAUGUUCGAUUGCCCAGAAUUCGGAGGUAUGAUCUCUGUCGAAACGUUCUUCAAAAAAA